AUGUUACAUAGGUUUAUAUACGAGACUGAACACUUCAACGGCGUUGGGGAGCUGCUCGAGAUCCUUGGCUCGAUAAUAAACGGCUUCGCGUUGCCGUUGAAGGCGGAACACAAGCAGUUCCUGGUGAAGGUGCUCAUCCCCCUGCACAAGGUUAAGUGCCUGUCGCUGUACCACGCGCAGCUAGCCUAUUGCGUGGUCCAGUUCUUGGAGAAGGACCCGACGCUGACCGAACCGGUGGUUAAAGGUCUACUCAAGUUCUGGCCGAAAACGUGCAGCCAAAAGGAAGUGAUGUUUUUGGGCGAGAUCGAGGAGGUGCUGGACGUUAUAGAACCGUCGCAAUUCACGCGAAUCCAAGAACCGCUCUUUCGGCAAAUCGCCAGGUGUGUCUCCAGUCCGCACUUUCAGGUGGCUGAACGGGCUUUGUAUUUUUGGAACAACGAGUACAUCAUGUCAUUGAUGGAAGAGAACAAUCACAUGAUUAUGCCGAUCAUGUUCCCGGCCCUGUAUCGUAUUUCGAAAGAACACUGGAACCAAACCAUAGUCGCACUAGUCUAUAAUGUGCUUAAGACGUUCAUGGAAAUGAACUCGAAAUUAUUUGAUGAAUUGACAGCCAGCUAUAAGGCUGAAAGGCAAAAGGAGAAAAAGCGAGAAAAGGAAAGGGAUGAGCUCUGGAAGAAGCUUGCCGAACUAGAAAUAAAUCAUAACAAAAAGGCCAUCGCUAAUAGUCCUGCUAACAGUAAAAAGUGA
Molecule: messenger RNA, 747 nt
Organism: Agrilus planipennis (emerald ash borer)
Lineage: Eukaryota; Metazoa; Arthropoda; Insecta; Coleoptera; Buprestidae
Product: serine/threonine-protein phosphatase 2A 56 kDa regulatory subunit epsilon isoform-like
Exons: 3
Coding region: 1-747 (248 amino acids)
Biological process (GO): protein dephosphorylation; signal transduction
Cellular component (GO): nucleus; cytosol; protein phosphatase type 2A complex
Molecular function (GO): protein phosphatase activator activity
Source: RefSeq, a predicted model, not a curated record